Molecule: messenger RNA, 2911 nt
Organism: Heterocephalus glaber (naked mole-rat)
Lineage: Eukaryota; Metazoa; Chordata; Mammalia; Rodentia; Bathyergidae
Source: RefSeq, a predicted model, not a curated record
UUUUUUGCACUUCUCCAACUGGUUUUUCCCGUUCCGGGUGGGCGUGCGCGUACCGGCUGCGGAGCACAGCCUGGAGAAGCGGUUUGGCGUCGCGGCUGGGUUCUCCUGGGGAAUGUGAUUGGAGGCGCGGGUGCGUUCUCCUGGGGAAUGUGAUGAUUGGAGGCGCCAGGAAGCCUGACCACCUGUGAAGGGCUUGGCGCUGACUUCUGGGCGGAGUCGCUCAUUUUCCAGCCUUUUCUUCGGUGGCAGAGGCAGGAGUAGAAGGCUUGUCGCUCUUAGGUGACUAAGCAGUUUCACAAAUAAGCAGCAACUUUACAGAUAAUUAGGCUCAACUCAGAGGAAGUGGAAUUUCUCCUGGUGCACAAUGUGUACCACCUCCAAUGAGGCAAAGACUCCAACUGCUACUUGUGAUGAUCCUGGUGGUGAUCUUGGUGAUGGUCUUAGUGGUGGUAGUGGUGAAGAGAGCAGUAUUCCUGUUGACUGUCCAGAGGAUUCUCCAUCUGUGAAUCCUCAGGAACAAUUUCAACCGAACAUACCCCACACUGAAGAACCAAGACAAUUUCUGGUGGUCAUUAGCCAAUGUCAGGUCAUAUAUGAUGCCAUUCAACUGCUAGAUAAGAAGUGUGAUGCUAUUGAUAGAAAGGUGUCAGAAAUUCAACAUUCACAAGUGAAACACGGUUGGGACUCUCCUAAGCAACUCACAAGACAGAGCUUCUCAGAUUUGGAAAGAGCUGAAGCCGAGGAAAUGGAGAGAAUAGAGCAUUUCACUUCAUUUUCUCACUCUGAAAGUUAUAGCCCAAGUUCACCAGUUCGCAGACCAGAAGAUAGUGGUGAGGAAAAUAUGAUGCCAUUUUUGGAUUAUGAAGAAUCACAGGAAAUCGAGCAGGAACCCCUGCAGGAGGAGGAGCCAGUCUGUGGUGGUUCACCAGUUCCUAACCAGUGCUGUGGCCGUACUCACUGUACAUGUGUGAGAUAUCCUGAUAUGCCUGCCAGCCCCAGGUAUCCUGACAGCAACAGCAUGUCGCCUACAGAAAUUUCCACAAUAUCACAUUCACCAACUCUGACCCAGAGAUAUUCCGGCCUGAAACGUAACUUGGACAUGAGCAGCUCUUCUGGGUGCCCGGAGAGUAAGCAUCCUAGAACAUCUUUCCAAUACUCAGCUGAUUUUGCUACAAGUUCUCCAAUUGAAUCUAAAACUGAUACUGUGAAACACACCUUCCCUGAAAACCCUUUAAACUGGUCUGUGGAAGAUGUGAUCCAGUUUCUGAACCAUACAGAUCCUCAGAUAUCAGGCUCCCUCACCUGGCUCCUGAGGACACAGGAAAUUGAUGGGAAAGCCCUGAUGCUGCUCAAUAAUGACAUAAUCAUUAAGUAUAUGGGUUUGAAGCUGGGGCCAGCCCUGAAGCUAUGCCACUACAUUGAAAAGCUUAAAGAAAACCAAGGUGUUUUCAGAAAUGUAAAUUGAGCUUACCAAUUCAUUUUCUUGUCCUUAGUUUUUGUUUUGCUGACAGUUCCUCUAAAAAUGUUACAUCCAGAAUUGCAAAACUAUGUUAUAGUUAAGUCUACUUCUUGAAAAGCCAUUUAACAUGUUAACAUUAACAUAUUCAAACUGGACGUUCAUUCCAUCUCUGUUUUUAUUAUUUUUUAUGUACAGUUUACAAAUAUAUUUCAUGCAAAAAAUAUAUAUUUCAAGCAGCAAAACAAAACAAAACCAAAAAUUUUUGAUUUGGGAGAGGAAGUACCAGGGAUUGAAAACUUCUAUAAUUAAAUCCAAGAGAAUUUUACCUCAGAAGAGAAUUUAAAGUUAAAUCUGUAGCUAUCAUAUCUUUCUCAGAUAUUCUGAUACUGUAAUGUACUGUUCGUGUUCUACCAAUUUCCACAAAAGCAAUAGGCAUGUAAAUUAUUUGCCUCUCUAUUACUUCUUUGUAUAGUUUUAUUUGUUCAAAUUUAGUGGAGAAAACCAUUUAUAAAGCUUCAUCAAAUGUUCUUACCAGUUUUGAGAUAAACUGUAGGAUAUAUGGAAUGACCAUUCCAUGCAAGAAAUAUACUGCAAGAGUAGUCUGGAUGGAGUCUUAUUAUAAUUUGUUCCGAGAAAUACCUAUUAUUUUGACGUUUCCAUAUUUUAGUUUAAUUGGGCAUUCAAAUAAGAAUUCAUUGUUCACAUCGUUCUAUUAGGAUAUGUAUAUCCCAGUUUUUAAAAGAUAUGUUUUUAUUGUAUAUGUUUAUUCCUCAUAUAUGUACUGUUUCAUAUUUACAUUUCAUUCUAAAACAAGUAUACAUGCAAGUAAAUCUUUACUUUUUGAAUUUAAAAUGGCACUUUGCACUGUUAACAGAGGUAAUGAGGAACUUUUUCUUACUGAGGUGUUUUUAUACUUUAAAAAAUAUAUAUGCAUCACUUGCCAUCCCUGGUACCUUUCAACUUAACUCUUCAGGGAAUGAGAAACAAUCUCUAGAUUGAUUUCCAUAUAAGGAAGAUCUCUGUUCUAUAGUGUUCCUAACUUGCCUAGUUCUGAGCCAUUUAUCCUUUUAAACUUUGGAAGAUACAUUAGUUCUAACUUAUUGUUAUGAGCUAUAUUUCAUAAUUUAAAAAUUUUAAGAGAAAUAUAUCGUUAUUAUUUAUUACAUUGUUUAACUUUUGGAACAAUACAAGCUAUGAAAACUGUUGCUAAUAGUAUCAGCCGUUUGUUAUAAAUAACAAUAGAACGUUCACCAGGUGCAAGAAAACCAAAUGUUCUUUAUAUACAAGUGCAACUAUUUACUGGAUACAUGUGGUUUAAGGGAUGACUUAAUUUAUGUUAUCCAUUAUAUAAAAUGACAUUCUAACUUAAACUUGGUCUUCUUUCAAAUUGUUUAUGUGAAGAUGCUGUACUAUUUCUCAGGUGUUUUGAAAUACUGUUUCACUCUUUCCAAU